AUGCCUUUCCUUCACCACAGCAACCGCUUGCUACUAUUGGCAGCAGUAUGGUUCACCGCUGCACUAGCCCAAGACGACGGAUUUAAAUCGAGCGGCAACGAAAGUAAAGACAAACAAGAAAGUUGGCUCCAGCAGCAUGAUCGGUUUAUUUUUAUCAUUAUCAUCGGUCUUCUGCUUCUUGGCUUGUUGAUAUGGUAUAUCGUGCGAAGUGUCAAAGGCAUGCGCAAACGUCUGGAACGUGAAAAUCAAGAUCAAAUGCUCAUGAUGCAGCGAGCAGGCAUCAGCUCGCAUUAUGUACCUGAAACCGUACCUAUUCCCAUGGACCACUACAACAAAGACGACCACUAUUCCAUGUCAGCCGCAUCUUCUACUCCCAUCCACACCCAUCGUUACUGA
Messenger RNA from Radiomyces spectabilis, 396 nucleotides. RefSeq lists its product as uncharacterized. NCBI's taxonomy places the organism in Eukaryota, Fungi, Mucoromycota, Mucoromycetes, Mucorales, Radiomycetaceae. Bases 1 to 396 code for a protein of 131 amino acids. The transcript has a single exon. The record is from RefSeq and is a predicted model, not a curated record.